Chironomus riparius is the source of this 1418-nucleotide messenger RNA. The record is from the annotation of a GenBank genome assembly. Lineage: Eukaryota; Metazoa; Arthropoda; Insecta; Diptera; Chironomidae.
AGACAGAAUGAAGUUCAUUAUCAGCCAAAUUUUUAUUGCUUUCAUUUUAAUCUCAACGUUUAAUGAAGCUUGUUGUGAAAUUGUUGACCAAAAGAGAAGAUUAGGUCGAAUUCUUGAAAAAUUAAACGAGAAUGAGAAAGGAACUUUAUAUGAAGUGAAAAGUUUGAACAUGGACUGCGCUAAAGAUUUAUUUAAAUUCCCACAAAAUCAAAAAAUGAUAUUAAAUGAAAUGGAACAAAUUAUGAUAUAAACGAAAUGGUCUUUAUUAUGGGAGCAAAGCUCAAGUGUUCUAAUGAGGAACUAUCACUUCAAUUCAACAUCACCAGCUUUGAAAGAAAGGGUGUGCAUUUUUAUUUGAACUGCCUAAAAUAUCACCUAAAGGUCCUCGAGCCGACAUCAAAAUUAAUUGAGAAUUUUGCAAUUAGCGAAGAAGACAUCAAAAUAUGCAGCAAAAGAAUUUAUGUUGCCGAGAUUGAGCAACUUCAACAAAUAUUUGAAGAAAGUGUGAACCAAAAGACAAGUGUAUUUACAUGUGGGGCAGUAAGUGGUGCAAAUGAUUAUGUGAAAUUCAUUGCUAAAAAUGCGAUAUUACAAAAAGGCAACAUACAUAAAGUGUUAAGAGAAGUUGAGAUGAGAAAUAUAAAAGAAUAUUUUCAAAAUGUUGUAAUCUCGACUGUUGACUGUAUUACGAAAAGAUUUGAAGACAAUCCUUCAGCUUUUCUAGCAAACAACACCUUAAAUUACUUCUUCAAGAAAUCACUGAUUCCAUCAAAAGCCGAAUUUUAUUUCCAAGAAUCCAUAACACUAGCUGAAGUUGAAAACAAUGUUGAUUCCGAAUGUAUUAAAGAGAAACUAAAAUUAACUGAAUUUGGAAACACGACACUUCUUCAAGAAGAAGCAGCAAUUUUUAUCGCAUCGGCAAAGUCAAAAUGCAAUUUGAUUAAUUUUAAAAGUAUUUUAAAAUCAAUUAUCAAUUCAGUAGACGGACGAUCUUGGGACAGCGGGUGUUCAAAGUAUUAUUUACACAAAUUAGAGCCAACAUCUAAGCUUGCAAAUUAUUCGAACGAUGACAGUGAAAAUAUAGAAGAUUCUUGUAAGAACUACGAACCGCUAAUUUAUCUUUAUCGCACUAUAAAUAUUAAAUACGAAAAUGCAAUUGGUAAAUUGACAGAAACAACAUGUGGUUUGGUUACUGAUGAAUUCUUGAAAGCGAUUUCAUAUAAAACAAUUUUAUUGAAAGUUGAGGAAGACGAAGCAAUUAAAAAUAGUGGAAUGGAAGAACUUUUGUCAUCUGUAAUUGAAAAGCUACAUAGGCUGGCUGAUUGUGUUCUUAAAAAUGUUGCUUAAUUAACAUUGAAUUCUUAAGUUGUGCUGUAUUUGGUUUAGAGAUCAUAAUCUUAGUUUUCUGGCUCUGAAAU